CUUUCAAUUGCCGAUAUGCUCUGAGGGCGUUUUCUAAACCUAGCCUUAUUUGCAUUUUUUUUUGUCAUAAUGUCAUCUAUCUAUUAUUAAAACUGUCAACAAUGACAUACAGCUAUUGUUGUUUAUGUAAAUAAAUUUCUUGUCAUUAAACACAAUCAUGGAUAAUCAAAACUUGAAUAAUUUACUUUCAAAAGAAGACAAUCAUUACACUUUGACACAAUUCUUGCACUCCUGUAUUAAUGAAAUAUGUGGCUAUAAAAUACAAAAAUUCGAGCAAUUCUCAAGUAUUGGCUGGAAUGAAGAGGAAUACAAUAACACACGUAAAUCUAUAAACUAUUUAUUCAAACAACCAGCUUGUUUAUAUUUGGAUAUAGCCAAAAUGCCUCAGACAUUUUUUUAUUAUCCCGAAAACGUCCAAGAAUUAAUAAUGACCUGCUUAAAAGUUAGACAAGAUCAACUUUGUAAUGCAUUGAUUGCUGAUAUCUCGCAAAAAAAACAACCAACUGUCAAAGACUUUGAUUGGCGACUUAAAAUGGUAAUGGGCUCUAGUAAAAUUUCUUCCUUGAGAGAAUUCUUACUGCAGCUGGACCUUCACACUAACUACAAGAAUUCCGAGGAUAUCAUUGGCCUUGAAAUGACCAAAGAAGAGCUUGACUUGUUCAUCAAAACCCUGGAAUCAAUUUCAUUAUAAAACACAAUUAAAUAUAUAUUUGUACAUACACUAUUUAAUACACAUAAUGUUAUUAAUAUAUUAAAUAAAUAAAUAAAUUGUUUUUCUUUAUAAAACCCUUAAAUUAAAUACUUAUCUGUUAUAAGUUAUAACUGGUGAUUCAAGGAGUCACCAAGAAGUCAUACAUUGGUCUUGAAAUGACCGAAGAAAAGCUUGACUUGUCCAUCGAAACCCUGCAAUCAACUUCAUUAUAAAACACAAUUAAUUAUACAUUUUUACAUACACUAUUUAAUACACAUAUUGUUAUUAAUAAAUAAACUGUUGUCGUUUUAUAAAACACAUAAAUUAAAUACAUAUCUUUAUAAAAUUAUUACUGGUGAUUCAAGGAGUAUUACAAUUGAGGUUUUUUUUCAUUGUAUAUUUAUUUUAAGUUGUUAAAUUUUCAAAUUGGGAACAGGUAAAUAAAUUCAUUUUAAAAACGUACAUUUGUUUCACAGUUUAUUUUAUAGGAUAUAGAUAAAUGUAGAAUAUUACUAUCAUAACUGCUGAUCCAAGAUACUGAUGACUGGUACACUGAAUGAGCGAGGUAUUUUAAAGUCACCACAAUAUAUUAUUAUAAAAUAACAAAAUAAAAAAAAAAAAUUAAAAAUGUAAUAUAAUCAUCAGUGUUUUAUUAUUUUAAUUGAAAAAUAAUUCACGGGGUUUUUUUUUUUAAUUUAAACUUUUUUUUUUUCAUCAGUAAGUGUUUGGCAAACGAUAAAACACCUCGCAACAUUUUCACAUUAUCAAGAUGGUACACAGAACAAUCAGAUCUAUUAAAAAAAAUUAAAUUUUUAAAUUAAAAAAAAUAUAAUAAUAAUAAAAAUCGUUCAUCUCGUAUUGAAAUAUUAAAUUAUCGAGUAAACGGCCCGCAUUGUUUAUUUAAUUAUUUAUUAUUAUUUAUUUACUUUUUUUUUUCUUUCUCAUUUUAAUUCUUCGUUGUAAUUAUCUUAACGGACAAUUAUUUUAAUUAAACUCCAUACGAUUAAAGUUUUUAUCUUUUUUUUUUUAACUAUACAAUUUUCAAUCUUUUUUUUUUUUACUUUUUUUUUUAAUUUUUUUACUUUUUAGUCGCGAUCUUAACUUUUCAUUUAAAUUAUUCAAUGCUUAUUUAGUUUUUUUUCAUCAGUCAAAUAUCAAUUUCGACUGAAUUUAUUCUUGCCACUAACAAUUAGAUGUAUUUUUUGAAUUUUUUUAAUUUCUA
Aphidius gifuensis is the source of this 1913-nucleotide messenger RNA. Its product is annotated as COMM domain-containing protein 8-like. NCBI's taxonomy places the organism in Eukaryota, Metazoa, Arthropoda, Insecta, Hymenoptera, Braconidae. The coding region runs from base 158 to 691 and encodes 177 amino acids. The transcript has 3 exons. The record is from RefSeq and is a predicted model, not a curated record.